Molecule: messenger RNA, 1627 nt
Organism: Priapulus caudatus
Lineage: Eukaryota; Metazoa; Priapulida; Priapulimorpha; Priapulimorphida; Priapulidae
Product: UPF0587 protein C1orf123-like
Exons: 7
Coding region: 27-509 (160 amino acids)
Molecular function (GO): zinc ion binding
Source: RefSeq, a predicted model, not a curated record
GCUGUAGGUGGCGCUGAACGAUUACCAUGGUCAAAAUUGGAUUACAGUUCAGAGCCAGCCUGGAGAAUGUUACAAACCUGGGCCCAGAUGGAGAUGACUUUCGUUGGUACCUGAAGCUAAAAUGUCUCAACUGUGGUGAGGUUGGAGAUAAAUGGCAAUAUCUCACAUUAUUGGAAAGCACAGCAUUGAAGGGUGGACGUGGUCAUGCUAGUCUUGUCACGAAAUGCAGGUUUUGCAUGAGGGAAAACUCCAUUGACAUAUUAAAGGAUUUGAUCCAGCCGUAUACUAUUGAUGACAACAACAGGUUUAAGACAAUGGUGGUGUUUGACUGCAGGGGUGUGGAACCAACGGAUUUCUCUCCUCGGACUGGCUUUAUUGCCCAGGGAGCAGAUUCUAAUACUGUAUUCAACGACAUCAGUCUGACAGAGAAGGAGUGGGCCGACUACGACGAAAAGACGAAAGAAUCUGUCGGCAUCUAUGAAGUGGAGCAGAAGUUUGUGAAGCUGUGAAUCCAUGGAAAAGCACUGGUUUUGUGCGUCAGGGGAACACUGGCGAGCAUCACGCUUUGAGCUGCUAUUCCAUUCACAAUGAUUAAUACUUGUCACACAGUAUGUUUACUAAAGGUUGAGUAAGAACAGUUUGUGAUGUGACAUGUUUUAUACUCUGCCCAGUGUGUCAGACACACAAAAUACACACACCAGAAUAUAUUAUAUAUCAACCUUAUACGGCAUAGUAAAUAAUGUUCUAUAUUAUCAAAACAAGUGGUGCCAUCUUUUGCCACAGACUGUAAAGCCCGGCGCACACGUGAGUAAUUUUAUUCAAGUAAAAUGAUGCAUGCGUCAAAAUACUCACGCGCGCGGCGGAUUUUCGUUGGUAUUUUGACGCAUGCAUCAUUUUACUUGAGUAAAAUUACUCGACGGGCUUUACAGUCUGUGGCAAAAGAUGGCACCACUUGUUUUGAUAAUAUAGAGCAUUAUUUACUAAGCUGUAUAAGGUUGAUAUCUAAUAUAUUCUGGUGUGUGUAUUUUGUGUAUAGUCAUUAGACAUAAUACGACUUGAGAAAAAGUCUGAAAAUAAAGUUAACGUAUAGGUUGAAAAGUAAUAUGUAUUGAUCUAAGACAUUUGGUAUAUAUUCAUAGUAGAUCACAUAUCUGGCUUGGAAUCUGUAAUAUGGAUGGGGAAAUCAAUAGUGUUAAAAAUUGAUCGAUAUCACUGUAAAAUAUUGACUGUAAUCAGUGAAAUAGAUGAUGUGGAUGUCAGUCGAGUUUUUUUGCACUAACGUAAAACGUAAAGUAAAUGAAUGAGUGAAUGAGUGAAUGAGUGAAUGAGUGUGUUAGUUGCUUCAAAUUCAUAGAUGUGCAUUGUUAUAGUAAUAGCUUUGUGGUUGUAAUAGCUCCUACCCUUGAUGUCAGUUAGUUUGUUUUGUUUCUUGAUUAUAUAGAUGGAAUUAAAGUAUUAGUGAUGAGAUUCAUCAUCUACUGGAUGUGUAAAUGAAAUGCACUAAACAUUUUAUUUUAAGUCAAAUUUACCACACAUUACAUUUUAUGCUGUAAUGCCUUUAUUUGCUUAUAAUGAUUGUAUACUAGUUUGGGGAGAUAAUUAAUAAAUUAUUUUGUUAUAAAAAAUG